GCGGUACUGAAGGAUUUCCUGUCACUCUGUAUAAAAGCAGCUUCCCUCCGCUGCUGCUCACUCUUUGYURUAAACUCGGAGAGAAAACAUGCCCGAACCCGCCAAGUCUGCGCCCAAGAAGGGCUCCAAGAAAGCGGUCACCAAAACCGCCGGCAAAGGAGGCAAGAAGAAGAGAAGGACCAGGAAGGAGAGCUACGCCAUCUACGUGUACAAGGUGCUGAAGCAGGUCCACCCCGACACCGGCAUCUCCUCCAAGGCCAUGAGCAUCAUGAACUCGUUCGUCAACGACAUCUUUGAGCGCAUCGCCUCCGAGGCUUCCCGUCUGGCUCACUACAACAAACGCUCCACCAUCAGCUCCAGGGAGAUCCAGACYGCCGUGCGGCUCCUGCUGCCCGGUGAGCUGGCCAAGCACGCCGUGUCUGAGGGAACCAAGGCGGUCACCAAGUACACUAGCUCCAAGUAAACCAGCUACUGCUGCUGCUGCCUGGACACAACACAACGGCUCUUUUCAGAGC
Poecilia reticulata (guppy) is the source of this 515-nucleotide messenger RNA. RefSeq names its product histone H2B 1/2-like. Gene Ontology annotation, cellular component: nucleosome. Gene Ontology annotation, molecular function: protein heterodimerization activity; DNA binding; structural constituent of chromatin. Lineage: Eukaryota; Metazoa; Chordata; Actinopteri; Cyprinodontiformes; Poeciliidae. The record is from RefSeq and is a predicted model, not a curated record.